AUGAGUAUGUAACUCACUUAAAAACCAGCCACAUCAUAUCAAGUACGCCAAUCAAGUGCUACACCACUUUAGAGACAUCAUAACAACCCCAAUUACAUGAGUUGCUAGAAAAUGAGAAUGAGCAUUAUUGAUCAAUUAUCACCCAUAAAAGAUUUGCCAGUUAAUUAAAGUUAGAGAAGUUCCUUCUAUUAAGUUAGAGGUAAAUCUGGGUCAACCACUACCUUAAUGCCAAAUAAAACACAACCUAAUAGAUUAUUAGAUUCUACUAGCUUUAAUACAACUUUGAAUUAUACUUAAGAGAGUAAUUUUGAUAAAAAAGGUUCUACAAUACCAAAAGGAAUGAAAAUCAAUAAUUAUGAAAUUUUAAAGGAUCAACUAAGAUUCGCAAUUUGCUAGUUAGAAGAUCUUAAGAAAUCAUUUGAUAAAGCUGUUUAGAGUCAAUUUGAUCAAGUGAUAUAAGUUAUUAAAUCAUCUGUCUAAUUGUCUAAUUCAUUAGUUGAUGAUAACAAUCAACUUAGACAACAAUAACAUUCAUAACAAAGUAAUUCAGAGUAUGAUAAGUUGAAAUUAAUAAUGGAAUAAUUACAACAAAAGAUUACUGUAUUAGUUAACGAUAAUUCCAAAUUAAAUCAUUAAAUUAAUAUAUAACAGGAAGAGAAUAACAAAUUAGUAUAAUAAAUAUCUGAAUCAGAUAGAAGAUAUUAAGAUUUGUUAUUGUCUUCUUAAAAUAGGUUGAGUAAAGAGAACAUGAAUCCAAACAUAAGCCAAUAUAAACACAUUAAUACUCAUCCGAAUUCAUCAAAUACAAAAAACAAUUAUACUUAAAGAGAACUUAGUUAUAAAUUAGAAUAAGCAGAAAUUAAAUUAUUGACACUAUAAAUAAGCAAUGACAAUCUAAGAUAAUAGUUACAGCAUACUCAAUUAGAUCAUUAAACAUUUCAAUAAUUGAAGGAGACCAUUUCCUCCUUAGAAAUAAAAUCAGAAAGCCUCUUGAAUUAGAAGGAUGCACUUUAAUAAGAGAAUGACCUUCUCAAUCAAAAAAUAUAAAGUCUUGAGACAUAAUUAAAAGACUAAUCUCAAAAGACCGAAUAUAUCAUCUAUAUUAACUAAUUAGAAAAUGAUCUAAAAUAAGCUAGAUAGGAUAAAAACAAUAAUCAUUAAACCAUUACUUCUCUCAGUAAUACGGUAUCUUAAUUAAAGGAAUAAAUUAGUAUAUUAUCAAUACAAAAAGAUUAAUCAGAAAAUUCUUAUAUUUAAUAGGUUCAAUUCUAAUAAAAUGAAUUAUAAUAGGCGAAUUCAAGGUAUUAGUUAUUAAGGUAGGAGAUAUUUGAAAUGAGAGAUCGUUUAGAAUAAAGACAAAUGUAAGAAGAUAGUCACAAUAUGUUAUCUAAUGCAGAAAAGGCGUUGUUUGAAACUUAAAUUUAGAAUUUGAAUGACAAAAUUAAAGACUAUGAAUAAAUGUUAUUGCAUUAUGAAUAAAAAUCAAGGUAAUCUAUUCAUUUAUGUAGAUAACUAGAGUCAUAGGUGUGUUAAAAUUAAUUGGAAAUGGACAACUAUAAGAGACAAUUAGAGCAGAUGAAUAAUUAUAAUAAUAACUCUUUGGAGAUACAGGAGUUGCAAUGGAAAAUGAAUCAACUAAAUUAAAUUAUUUAAAGAAAGGACAAGGAAUGCUAAAUAAAAAUAGAUGAAUUACAGAAUACCAAAUCAGCAUUUGAGCAAUAGGUUAAAAAGAACCAGAACUUGGAAAUGAGAAUUUUAUAUUUUAUGGAGCAAGAAGUUAAGGCAAACGGCAAUUUGAUAAGAAAAUAAUGA
This is a messenger RNA of Paramecium tetraurelia, 1812 nucleotides long. RefSeq lists its product as uncharacterized. The transcript is spliced from 4 exons. Lineage: Eukaryota; Ciliophora; Oligohymenophorea; Peniculida; Parameciidae. The record is from RefSeq and is a predicted model, not a curated record.